CUGUCCUGCAGAGAAGUGGGACAGGCUGAAGGCUGCAGCUGUCACACAUAAAGAAACAUCCACAUGAGCCAGUGCAACACGGUGUUCAGGAAGACCUCUGCAAGAGCUGCCAUGCUGAGACGAGGCAGGAGCAGCAGGCCUCGACAUUUGGCCUGGAGUGAAACAAAGCAGGACACAGAUGUCAUGGCAGCUGUCCACCCCACAGACAAGGAGGAGAGAGAGAGCAAAGCAGUGACACAGAUUGUUGACUCGGAGUCUGAGAUGGAUCAUCUGGUUGGAACUGGAGCUGUGGCUGAGAUUGUGCUUAUGCCAUGCGGUGCACCAAUUAAACAGGACUCGUUCUCCCUCUGCGAGCAGCAGGAGGAUCUGAGCCUGGGAUUAUCGGCCACUGAGGACUGGUUCGGCAGGGAGGAGGACCAGGUGUUUGACUGGGUGUGGGACGAGCACUGUAAGUCUUCAGGAGCCUCCCUCAGCUGCGACAACAGGAAGGUGAGCUUCCACUCGGACUACAGCUGCGGCACCGCUGCCAUCCGAGGAACCAGGGAGCUGUCGGAGGGCCAGCACUACUGGGAAGUGAAGAUGACUUCUCCUGUCUAUGGAACGGACGUGAUGGUGGGGGUUGGAACUUCUGAAGUGAACUUAGACAAGUUUAAAUACAGCUUUGGAAGCCUGCUGGGCCACGAUGAAGACAGCUGGGGGCUCUCAUACACAGGUCUACUCCAACACAAAGGAGACAAAGUGAAAUUUUCCCCUCGGUUUGGUCAAGGCUCAAUCAUAGGAGUUCAUUUGGACACAUGGCACGGCACGCUGACCUUCUACAAGAACCGGCACUGCAUAGGUGUUGCUGCUACCAGGCUGCAGAGCAAGAAGUUUUACCCCAUGGUGUGCUCCACGGCAGCUAAGAGCAGCAUGAAGGUGAUCUGCGCCAGCUACACGCCCACCUCCCUGCAGUACCUCUGCUGUGCCCGGCUGCGCAGGUGGUUGCCCUGUUGUCCAUAUGUAGUCAAUGCCCUGCAGCUGCCACCAGGCCUACGGACGGUCCUCCAGAAGCGGCUUGGCUGGGUGUUCGCCCUCAGUAGCAGCCCUGACUCAUCAGAGGAGGAGGACUACAUACCCGACUCCUUCAGGCGGGACACGCACAAGCAGAGGAGCCUGCCUUCGAGCCCGUGCCUCAGCCCAUGUGCCUGCGCAGACCCUUAUUCUGAAACAGCCCCAGAGUACCACUGCCCCUGCAACACCUCUUCUCAGAACCACUCCACAGUCUGCCACUGUCCUCCGACUCCUCCAAGCAGCGACUAUGACAGCUGCUGCUCCGAUCCAGAGGAUUAUCAGUGCAAAAGAUGCCGCUGGACGUGACCCGAUUGGUUGGUCCAGACUUUUCCUACCAUUGCCAUCAAUGUUUGCUCCCUGCAGUUUCUGCGUGUAGUUAACAGCAGCAUCAGUGUUCCUGUUUCCCUCUAAACAUCCUAAGUCCGGAGGCAGGAAAAAGUGAAGCCCCUAACGCUAUUUUAGCCAAUUUGG
Cyprinodon tularosa is the source of this 1521-nucleotide messenger RNA. RefSeq names its product splA/ryanodine receptor domain and SOCS box containing 3b (gene spsb3b). The record is from RefSeq and is a predicted model, not a curated record. NCBI's taxonomy places the organism in Eukaryota, Metazoa, Chordata, Actinopteri, Cyprinodontiformes, Cyprinodontidae. The transcript is spliced from 7 exons. Gene Ontology annotation, biological process: proteasome-mediated ubiquitin-dependent protein catabolic process. The coding region runs from base 64 to 1356 and encodes 430 amino acids. Gene Ontology annotation, molecular function: protein binding. Gene Ontology annotation, cellular component: SCF ubiquitin ligase complex.